Anoplophora glabripennis (Asian longhorned beetle) is the source of this 1239-nucleotide messenger RNA. It is a transcript of the gene Fnta, whose product is annotated as protein farnesyltransferase/geranylgeranyltransferase type-1 subunit alpha. Gene Ontology annotation, biological process: protein farnesylation; protein geranylgeranylation. Gene Ontology annotation, molecular function: CAAX-protein geranylgeranyltransferase activity; protein farnesyltransferase activity. The record is from RefSeq and is a predicted model, not a curated record. Gene Ontology annotation, cellular component: CAAX-protein geranylgeranyltransferase complex; protein farnesyltransferase complex; cytoplasm. NCBI's taxonomy places the organism in Eukaryota, Metazoa, Arthropoda, Insecta, Coleoptera, Cerambycidae. Bases 48 to 1046 code for a protein of 332 amino acids. The transcript has 5 exons.
UGAUAGACGACAAAGGAGGGUGGUGGUGGAUUGUUUAUUUCUAAAAAAUGAGUGAUUACAGCAGUGAUGAAAAUGAAAGCGAAAUUGUUUUAUACAGAAACAGAAAGGAAUGGCGAGAUGUUACUCCUGUACCCCAAGACGAUGGUGAAGAUCCUGUAGUAUCUAUUGCCUACACAGAAGCUUAUGAAGACUGCUUUGACUACUUCCGGGCCGUUCUGAAGAACAAGGAAAUAUCCGAGAGGGCUUUGGAGAUAACCAAAACAGCGUCGUUCUUCAACCCGGCCAACUACACGGUAUGGCAAUAUAGGCGCGAGAUCCUCAAAGGACUCAACAAGGACCUGCACGAGGAACUCGACUUGAUCCAGAAGGUGAUACUGAAACAGUCGAAGAAUUACCAGGUGUGGCACCACCGCAAGGUACUCAUCGAGUGGCUGCAGGAUCCGUCGAAGGAGAAAUUUUUGACCGAGUCGGUUCUGGCAAAGGACGCCAAGAACUACCACGCCUGGCAACACCGGCAGUGGGUCAUAAAAACGUUCAACCUUUACGACGGGGAAUUGGAAUAUAUAGACACGCUACUAGCGGACGACGUUAGGAACAAUUCAGCGUGGAACCAAAGAUAUUUCGUCGUAAAUAACACGACGGGCUUCACGGACGAGGUGCUCGACCGCGAGAUAGACUACACCCUAUUCAACAUCAAAGCGGUUACGGAAAACGAGAGCGCCUGGAACUACUUGAGGGGGCUCCUCCUUCACGACAAAGGGGGCCUGAGCAAGAACGAGAAGGUGACGGAGUUCUGCGAGGAGCUGUACAAGUCCGGCAACCGUUCCCCCUUCCUCCUGGCCGUCCUGGUGGACAUGUGCUACGAACAGGUGAACGAGGGCGGGGGAGACUCGGUUUACACCUUGGAGAGGGCCAGGGGGCUGUGCGACGAUCUGGCGGCGAAGUUCGACACCGUCCGGGCCAAGUACUGGUAUUACAUGCUGGAGACUAUAGAGAAAAAGUCGCAGGAGGGGUCGGAGGCCGGCGGGGCCUCCAGCUCGAAUUAAUUAUUUGUUCGGGUGUCGCCAUGUCGCGGAAAUUGCAUUCCAGGUAAUCGUUGGCGGUUUUGUUGAGGAGGAACUUUUUUUUUAGUUAAAUGCUGUAUGUGGGGCGGGGGACGGGCUCUUUACAAAGUUUACUUUUUAUAUACUUAGAACGGCAGAAUUAUUAGUAAAAAUAUGGUGGAUUUAUAAAAAAUGU